AGGACUACCACCCUUUACUACAUGUGCCCCUCGAACUUCCUUACUCUCGACUUCUCCACCUAUAGUCCUUGCUCCGUCGCCUACUUGCUUUUUCCCAAACAUUCCCGUUCCUGCAGCACUCGACAGACACAAUGGAUCGACCAAGUCACAUUAUCGACCCAGAAGGAGAGGUGAUUAUAGUCUUGCGCAAUGCCAAUUCUCCCUUCGCACCAGACGAUUACGAUGACAUGAAUGAAGAAAUGAAUUCUCUCAAACUCUCAGAAACAUGUGAAGGCCAGCCCAAUGAGCAACCUGACGAGAAGCGACUUGCCGAAGAACAGCCUUCCGAGACGCCAAUUGAGGAUGCGCACCUCAGCGAAACACCAGAUGGGAAAUGUUUCCACAUUCAAGUCUCCGCGAAACAUUUAAUCUUUGCGUCCCCGGUCUUCAGAAACAUACUCACUGGAGGUUGGAAGGAGAGUGUGGCUUACCUGUCGAAAGGUUCCGUUGAGAUUACUGCCGAGAAUUGGGAUAUUAGAGCGCUAUUGAUAUUUCUUCGCGCAAUUCACGGACAACAGAGCCAAAUCCCUCGGAAAUUAUCUCUUGAGAUGCUCGCUAAAGUUGCUGUUUUGAUUAACUACUAUGACUGCAAAGACUCCGUGUCUAUUUUGACAGAUCUAUGGAUCAAUUCUCUGGAAGAAAGCAUCCCCACAACCUAUUCCCGGGAUGUAAUGUUGUGGAUCUGGGUCUCUCAGUUCUUCAAACUGUCUUCACACUUCAAGGCAUCAACAUCGAAUGCCAUGUCACAGUGUGAUGGUUGGAUCUCUAGCCGUGGGCUCCCAAUCCCCGAAAGAAUCAUCAGGUCAAUGAACGAACGUAGGAAUGGAGCCAUUGAAAAAGCAUUUGCCCGUCUUCAUAAGAUACGUGAAGACCUCCUCAAUGGCACUCGAGGCUGUGACUUUGAAUGCAGGUCUAUGAUAUAUGGAGCUCUCACAUUGGGGAUGCACUCACAAAAUCUGCUUUCAUCAACACUUGCAGCCCCUUUCCAGGGCCUGAGCUACCAGAGCCUACUCCAGAAGGUGAAGUCAUUUAACUCGCCGAAGUGGAAUCAUCGUGGGAAUUAUAUGUAUGACGAGUGUCGUCCGUCCUUCUUUAAUACUUUGGCUGGGGAAUUGAAUGGUUGCAUUGGAGGCCUCGAUAUUGAUUCUCGUUUCAAGUUUCCAUUGUUUCGUUAA
Messenger RNA from Aspergillus welwitschiae, 1214 nucleotides. RefSeq lists its product as uncharacterized. The record is from RefSeq and is a predicted model, not a curated record. Lineage: Eukaryota; Fungi; Ascomycota; Eurotiomycetes; Eurotiales; Aspergillaceae. The transcript has 2 exons. The coding region runs from base 132 to 1214 and encodes 360 amino acids.